UCCUGGAAUACACCGGAAGUGGCGUGGCGUGUUUAUUUGUGACGCUGCAGUGGCUCCUGUCAGCCGCUGGUCUCCUUUUGCCGCGGAUCGGAUCUCCCGUUCUCCCAGUUGACAAUGCAGCGCAUGGGGCGUCACUUCGCCCGCGCCGCAUCCCAGCCUUCCAGCACGCCACUUCCAUCCAGCGGGGUUGACGCAGCAGCGGCGGCGGCACGAUGCCGUCUGACGUGGAGUACGGCCCGGUGGGAGAGGGGCUAGGGAUGCGGGACUUCUGGAUCUACGUGUGGCUGCGCAGAGCAGCUUUGAUCGCAGCUCAUGUCACCGGUCUAGGCCUUACCAUCGUCAUCUCCGUGCUGUCCAGACCCGGAACCAGUCUGUUUUCUUGGCAUCCGCUGUGCAUGUCUGUUGCUUACUGCUUGUGCAUGACUGAAGGCAUCCUCCUCUUCUCCACUGAGGGUACCAUUUUCUGCCUGAAGUCACGGAAGAACAAAGUGCGUUUCCACUGGCUGUGCCAGGCCCUGGCGCUGGUAGCGGCAGCGGUGGGACUGGGCUUCAUCCUGGCCAGUAAGGUCGUGUCUGAGCUGCCCCACCUGGUGUCCUGGCACAGCCUGAUGGGCUGCUGCACCCUGGCUGCCUCCCUGCUCCAGGCCGGCUGCGGCACCUGCCUAGUAUUCCACAAGCAGCUGCGGCUCUCCUCAUCCCCGGCCAGACUCAAACUCUACCACGACACCUGCGGCCUGGUGGUGUACCUGCUGGCCACCGGCACCAUUAUGCUGGCCAUGGUGUCAGACUGGUUCCAGGCCACGGUGAAGGGGGCAGCUUGGUGGCUGAUGGCCGUGCUUCCCCUCUUCCCUGCCCUGGUGGCCAUGAACCAGAUCACCAACGCCUACCUGCCCCGCAAGAAGAUAAGCAGCUAGGCUGCAGACGGAUCACGGUGCAGAGUCGGAACCCGAAACGAGUUUUCUAAGCUUUUGAUGGAGACUGUUUUCACGCUUCGGGGAUUCAGUGAGUUCUAAGCAGAUUUUUGUCCAAACAUGUUCCUAUCUGAAGUCUGCAGCCAGCAUCUAGUGGUGAGUGGAGGAAAUGCAACAUGAAGCUCUUAAGCACUAAAUCAUAUGUGACUCUGUGGAUGAAGGCAGAGCCUCUGAAUGUGUUUUUGUACCGCUGAUGCAGUGAAAGCAAUGAAGGACGACCGGAAACCUGACAGCAGCUUUUAGAUUCCUGAUCACUUUAAAGCUGCUGUCUGUCACUUUUAUAAAUAAAAAGUAUGAUGUCGUGACUGUAUAUGAGACCAAAAAUCUGUAAAAAAAAAAAGAAAAAAGAAUCAACCUCCUCUGCUCUCUCCCAAUGCUAACUAGAACUAACCAAUUAGUGCCAGGAGGAAGGACUUAGUUAGCAGUCUCAUUCAACUAGCUCUGCAGCUAGCAUAUCCUGUUGUGAAUGCCAAGGCUAGUUAUGAUGGCCACCAAUGACGAAGGAUAAACGGCUUUCCUGUACUGUGAAGUUGUUUAUCCGGCAUUAGCACAUUUAGCAGAAUAAUAAGAUUGAUUGACAGCACUAAGGCACGCCUCCUGACUCUGAUUGGUUGUUUUCG
Xiphophorus maculatus (southern platyfish) is the source of this 1591-nucleotide messenger RNA. RefSeq names its product cytochrome b561 domain-containing protein 1 (gene cyb561d1). NCBI's taxonomy places the organism in Eukaryota, Metazoa, Chordata, Actinopteri, Cyprinodontiformes, Poeciliidae. Gene Ontology annotation, molecular function: transmembrane monodehydroascorbate reductase activity. The record is from RefSeq and is a predicted model, not a curated record. Bases 213 to 914 code for a protein of 233 amino acids. The transcript has 3 exons.